UGUCUAUAGAGGGAGUACAUUGUCAGACAGUCCCUGUUCCCUGUCUAUAGAGGAAGGACAUUGUCAGACAGUCCCUGUUCCCUGUCUGUAGAGGGAGACAGGCCGGACUGACAAUCUGUGGGUUCUGGCAAAUGCCAGAGGGGCUGCUGUAUGGUUCCAUAGAAAGUUACCACAUAGUGGGCUGGUAGAGGGAUGCUUGGGCUGGUAAAUGGGUUAUUUGGGACUCUGUGUACUUGGAAUGGCAGGGCCUAUUUUGACUCCCAGUCCAGGCCUGGAAGGAGGACAUUGUCAGACAGUCCCUGUUCCCUGUCUAUAGAGGAAGGACAUUGUCAGACAGUCCCUGUUCCCCUGUCUUUAGAGGAAGGACAUUGUCAGACAGUCCCUGUUACCUGUGUGUAGAGGGAGGACAUUGUCAGACAGUCCCUGUUCCCUGUCUAUAGAGGAAGGACAUUGUCAGACAGUCCCUGUUCCCUGUCUAUAGAGGGAGGACAUUGUCAGACAGUCCCUGUUCCCUGUCUAUAGAGGAAGGACAUUGUCAGACAGUCCCUGUUACCUGUCUAUAGAGGAAGGACAUUGUCAGACAGUCCCUGUUCCCUGUCUAUAGAGGAAGGACAUUGUCAGACAGUCCCUGUUACCUGUGUGUAGAGGGAGGACAUUGUCAGACAGUCCCUGUUACCUGUGUGUAGAGGGAGGACAUUGUCAGACAGUCCCUGUUCCCUGUCUAUAGAGGAAGGACAUUGUCAGACAGUCCCUGUUCCCUGUCUAUAGAGGAAGGACAUUGUCAGACAGUCCCUGUUCCCUGUCUGUAGAGGGAGACAGGCCGGACUGACAAUCUGUGGGUUCUGGCAAAUGCCAGAGGGGCUGCUGUAUGGUUCCAUAGAAAGUUACCACAUAGUGGGCUGGUAGAGGGAUGCUUGGGCUGGUAAAUGGGUUAUUUGGGACUCUGUGUACUUGGAAUGGCAGGGCCUAUUUUGACUCCCAGUCCAGGCCUGGAAGGAGGACAUUGUCAGACAGUCCCUGUUCCCUGUCUAUAGAGGAAGGACAUUGUCAGACAGUCCCUGUUCCCCUGUCUUUAGAGGAAGGACAUUGUCAGACAGUCCCUGUUACCUGUGUGUAGAGGGAGGACAUUGUCAGACAGUCCCUGUUCCCUGUCUAUAGAGGAAGGACAUUGUCAGACAGUCCCUGUUCCCUGUCUAUAGAGGGAGGACAUUGUCAGACAGUCCCUGUUCCCUGUCUAUAGAGGAAGGACAUUGUCAGACAGUCCCUGUUACCUGUCUAUAGAGGAAGGACAUUGUCAGACAGUCCCUGUUCCCUGUCUAUAGAGGAAGGACAUUGUCAGACAGUCCCUGUUACCUGUGUGUAGAGGGAGGACAUUGUCAGACAGUCCCUGUUACCUGUGUGUAGAGGGAGGACAUUGUCAGACAGUCCCUGUUCCCUGUCUAUAGAGGAAGGACAUUGUCAGACAGUCCCUGUUCCCUGUCUAUAGAGGAAGUACAUUGUCAGACAGUCCCUGUUACCUGUGUGUAGAGGAAGGACAUUGUCAGACAGUCCCUGUUCCCUGUCUAUAGAGGGAGGACAUUGUCAGACAGUCCCUGUUCCCUGUCUAUAGAGGAAGGACAUUGUCAGACAGUCCCUGUUACCUGUGUGUAGAGGGAGGACAUUGUCAGACAGUCCCUGUUCCCUGUCUAUAGAGGAAGGACAUUGUCAGACAGUCCCUGUUACCUGUGUGUAGAGGGAGGACAUUGUCAGACAGUCCCUGUUCCCUGUCUAUAGAGGAAGGACAUUGUCAGACAGUCCCUGUUCCCUGUCUAUAGAGGAAGGACAUUGUCAGACAGUCCCUGUUCCCUGUCUGUAGAGGGAGACAGGCCGGACUGACAAUCUGUGGGUUCUGGCAAAUGCCAGAGGGGCUGCUGUAUGGUUCCAUAGAAAGUUACCACAUAGCGGGCUGGUAGAGGGAUGCUUGGGCUGGUAAAUGGGUUAUUUGGGACUCUGUGUACUUGGAAUGGCAGGGCCUAUUUUGACUCCCAGUCCAGGCCUGGAAGGAGGACAUUGUCAGACAGUCCCUGUUCCCCUGUCUUUAGAGGAAGGACAUUGUCAGACAGUCCCUGUUACCUGUGUGUAGAGGGAGGACAUUGUCAGACAGUCCCUGUUCCCUGUCUAUAGAGGAAGGACAUUGUCAGACAGUCCCUGUUCCCUGUCUAUAGAGGGAGGACAUUGUCAGACAGUCCCUGUUCCCUGUCUAUAGAGGAAGGACAUUGUCAGACAGUCCCUGUUACCUGUGUGCAGAGGGAGGACAUUGUCAGACAGUCCCUGUUCCCUGUCUAUAGAGGAAGGACAUUGUCAGACAGUCCCUGUUACCUGUGUGUAGAGGGAGGACAUUGUCAGACAGUCCCUGUUACCUGUGUGUAGAGGGCGGACAUUGUCAGACAGUCCCUGUUCCCUGUCUAUAGAGGAAGGACAUUGUCAGACAGUCCCUGUUCCCUGUCUAUAGAGGAAGGACAUUGUCAGACAGUCCCUGUUACCUGUGUGUAGAGGAAGGACAUUGUCAGACAGUCCCUGUUCCCUGUCUAUAGAGGGAGGACAUUGUCAGACAGUCCCUGUUCCCUGUCUAUAGAGGAAGGACAUUGUCAGACAGUCCCUGUCACCUGUGUGCAGAGGGAGGACAUUGUCAGACAGUCCCUGUUCCCUGUCUAUAGAGGAAGGACAUUGUCAGACAGUCCCUGUUACCUGUGUGUAGAGGGAGGACAUUGUCAGACAGUCCCUGUUCCCCUGUCUAUAGAGGGCAGAUAUUGUCAGACAGUCCCUAGUCCCAAAUAUGUAGAAGGAGGAUAUUUUCAGACAAUCCCUUCUGCCCUGUAUGUACAUGAGAGGUUCUUAACCCACAGACAAUGCAUACUUCUUAAAGAAUUAAUGUCUUUUUGGAGAGUUCUUUAAUUAUGAUAGUGGGUGUAUCAUUUUGAUACUGUCUAACAACUGAUGUGUUCUAGUGCUCCUCUAUUUUCCUGUGAGUCGAUUGCUAGUUUUUGUUAGACAGUGCCUGGUGUGUAAACUGGGGUAUUGUCUGACUCCCUCACACUGCGUCUGCGCAAUGCAUCCAGACCAAACAGAACCAUCAAAACCAGCACCCAGAGACUGACAUGGAGAGAAAGGCCAGCACCUAGUACCUGAGUACUCAGAGGGGGGACACAUGGCAACUGAUGACUCGGCAGGAGGAGCUCGCAGGGCAACUAAGAGCAAAUUGUUUGAGUUCCUGGUACAUGGAGUGCGUCCUGGGAUGCCAUCUGGGGCACGGAUGCCUCAUCAAGGAGCUCCUAUGGGCCCACCAGGGCCACCAUUUGGAGGGAGUCCCUCAGUUCGGCCUGGAAUACCACCAGCAGUGAUGGAGCCAACAAGGAAGCGUUUAGCUCCACCUCAAGUCCAGCAGCAAUCCACUCCCUCACAGGGGCGGAGCCGCAGUGCCAAGAGAAGGAAGAUGGCAGAUAAAAUCCUUCCUCAGAGGAUCCGGGAACUUGUUCCUGAGUCCCAGGCCUACAUGGAUCUUCUGGCUUUUGAAAGAAAACUGGACCAAACCAUCAUGAGAAAGCGCAUUGACAUCCAAGAGGCAUUAAAGAGACCGAUGAAGCAAAAGAGGAAGCUCCGCCUUUACAUCUCCAAUACAUUCAAUCCAGCUAAAGCAGAUGCUGAUGACUCUGAUGGGAGCAUUGCCUCCUGGGAACUGCGUGUGGAAGGAAAGUUACUGGAUGAUCCCAGUAAGAUGAAGAGAAAAUUCUCCUCCUUCUUCAAGAGUUUGGUCAUCGAGUUGGAUAAAGACUUGUAUGGACCGGACAAUCACUUGGUGGAGUGGCAUAGGACCCCAAGUACCCAGGAGACCGAUGGGUUUCAGGUGAAAAGACCAGGGGAUGUUAGUGUGCGAUGCACCUUGCUACUAAUGCUGGACUACCAGCCCCCACAGUUCAAGCUGGACCCCCGCCUGGCACGACUCCUGGGCCUUCACACCCAGACCAGAGCAGUCAUCAUCCAGGCUCUAUGGCAGUAUAUAAAGAUCAACAAACUGCAAGACUGUCAUGAUAAGGAAUAUAUAACUGUGGACAAGUACUUCCAGCAGAUAUUUGACUGUCCCAGAUUAAAGUUCUCGGAGAUACCGCAGAGACUGACAAACCUGCUUCUGCCCCCCGACCCGAUUGUCAUCAACCACAUCAUCAGCGUUGACCCCAUAGACCAGAAGAAAACUGCCUGUUAUGAUAUUGAUGUGGAGGUUGAGGAUCCUCUGAAGAGUCAGAUGAGCAGCUUCUUGCUCUCUACAGCCAAUCAGCAAGAGAUUUCUUCCCUCGAUAACAAGAUCCACGAGACCAUUGAAUCAAUUAAUCAGCUGAAAAUUCAAAGAGAUUUCAUGCUGAGCUUCUCCCGGGACCCAAAAGGCUAUAUACAGGACUGGCUACUGUCCCAGAGCAGGGACCUGAAGAUCAUGACUGAUGUUGUGGGGAAUCCGGAGCAGGAGAGGAGAGCAGAUUUCUAUCAGGAGCCCUGGUCUCAGGAGGCCGUGAGCCGCUACUUUUAUUGCAAGAUCCAGCAGCGCAGACAAGAGUUGGAACAAUCCCUGGGAGUGAGGAACACGUAGAGGCUCCUCUGGUCUCAUCUCCAAGUCCAUUACGUGGCCCCUGCGCAGCUUCUCAUUGUCCCAGAACUCCAGAUAUUACUCCAAGAGUCGCUCAAGUUUGGGAACAGUUGGCUCCUCUCUUCCCUCCUCUCACACCCCACAGUGGGGCUUCACCAAGGUCACAUGACUUUUAUAGACAUUGACUGUGGCCCCUAUAGUAAGUCAGCACUGUGCCCCACAUCCUGCAUCUUCUACUGCCCCGUGCCUUGGGGUCAUGUGAUGCCAAACCCUUUCAUAAUUGGAUCAGUAUUUGUAUUCAUUAACUGGGCCAAUUAUAUUGCAUUGUGUCAUGAUGGUCUCUCUUCACUGCUUGUGCCACGGACCACUAGUCUCUCUGCACUGCUAGCCACCAUCACUGCUUGUUCCAUGGACCACUAGUCUCUCUGCACUGCUAGCCACCAUCACUGCGUGUGCCAUGGACCACUAGUCUCUCUGCACUAAUAGCCACCAUUACUGCUUGUGCCACGGACCACUAGUCUCUCUGCACUGCUAGCCACCAUUACUGCUUGUGCCACGGAGCACUAGUCUCUCUGCACUGCUAGCCACCAUUACUGCUUGUGCCACGGACCACUAGUCUCUCUGCACUGCUAGCCACCAUUACUGCUUGUGCCACAGACCACUAGUCUCUCUGCACUGCUAGCCACCAUUACUGCUUGUGCCACGGACCACUAGUCUCUCUGCACUGCUAGCCACCAUUACUGCUUGUGCCACGGAGCACUAGUCUCUCUGCACUGCUAGCCACCAUUACUGCUUGUGCCACGGACCACUAAUCUCUCUGCACUGCUAGCCACCAUCACCAUCACUGCAUGUGCCAUGGAUCACUAGUCUCUCUGCACUGCUAGCCACCAUUACUGCUUGUGCCACGGACCACUAAUCUCUCUGCACUGCUAGCCACCAUCACUGCAUGUGCCAUGGAUCACUAGUCUCUCUGCACUGCUAGCCACCAUCACUGCUUGUGCCACGGACCACUAGUCUCUCUGCACUGCUAGCCACCAUUACUGCUUGUGCCACGGAGCACUAAUCUCUCUGCACUGCUAGCCACCAUUAUUGCUUGUGCCACGGCCACUAAUCUCUCUGCACUGCUAGCCACCAUCACUGCUUGUGGCACGGAGCACUAAUCUCUCUGCACUGCUAGCCACCAUCACUGCUUGUGGCACGGAGCACUAAUCUCUCUGCACUGCUAGCCACCAUCACUGCUUGUGCCACGGACCACUAGUCUCUCUGCACUGCUUGCCACCAUCACUGCUUGUGCCACGGCCACUAAUCUCUCUGCACUGCUAGCCACCAUUACUGCUUGUGCCACGGAGCACUAAUCUCUCUGCACUGCUAGCCACCAUCACUGCUUGUGCCACGGAGCACUAGUCUCUCUGCACUGCUAGCCACCAUUACUGCUUGUGCCACGGAGCACUAGUCUCUCUGCACUGCUAGCCACCAUCACUGCUUGUGGCACGGAGCACAGGCAGCAGCACAACAUUGCUGCUAUUCUCUCACUGAUUCCUCUGCACCACUGGAUAUUUAUACACAGAUGUUGGGACAGGAACAAGGAGUAGGUAUGGGGGGGCUCCUCAUAUUUAGGGAUCCACUUAUACCAUGUGACACUGACAGAUGGAAUGAUGGGUAAGUGGGUGGGGCAGGAACAAGGUGUUGGUUCAUACCUUUAACCCCAUUCAUGGGGGGCAGAUUGAAAGUGCAGAAGGUACCCCAGGCUUUUAUUUAGUGAUUCGUUAAGUCUUUUAGUUUCCACUACAGUCGGUCCCUGGCGCUCCCCCAGAAUGAGGGGCAAAUCACUGCAUUGUGAUGUAAUUGGGCAGCUAGGAAUUGGGGCGUAAGUCCACAUUGGUAAGGUCUCGGGGGGCUGGAUGGGGGAGGGUUAGUGUUACAGGGACUGGAUUGGGUAGAAAAGGGUCUCGGGGGGGGGGAGUGGGUGGGGUUAGCAGGAGACCCCAGGUCUUGAGGGAACAUAUUAAUGAUCAGUGGUAGGUGAGUAUUAGUAACUUCUGUUUGUGUCACUCAGUGACACCCCAAUAAAUCUCAUUUCUACUUA
Messenger RNA from Xenopus laevis (African clawed frog), 6701 nucleotides. RefSeq names its product SWI/SNF-related matrix-associated actin-dependent regulator of chromatin subfamily D member 3. The record is from RefSeq and is a predicted model, not a curated record. The coding region runs from base 3188 to 4618 and encodes 476 amino acids. Lineage: Eukaryota; Metazoa; Chordata; Amphibia; Anura; Pipidae. The transcript has 14 exons.